Messenger RNA from Portunus trituberculatus (swimming crab), 7190 nucleotides. Its product is annotated as Krueppel-like factor 2. NCBI's taxonomy places the organism in Eukaryota, Metazoa, Arthropoda, Malacostraca, Decapoda, Portunidae. Gene Ontology annotation, biological process: regulation of transcription by RNA polymerase II. Bases 764 to 2227 code for a protein of 487 amino acids. The record is from RefSeq and is a predicted model, not a curated record. Gene Ontology annotation, molecular function: DNA-binding transcription factor activity, RNA polymerase II-specific; RNA polymerase II cis-regulatory region sequence-specific DNA binding. The transcript is spliced from 2 exons.
GAGGAGGCCAAGAGAUUGCAAGACGGUGACUUCGCCAACCCUUGCAGCUUACAGGGCCAGCCGAGGCGAGGGUCUCCUACUCUCGCCCCCCCGUCACUGCGCAAAGUCACGGCACUGAGACACCACCGCCCAGACCACCUCGACCACGCACCUCCUCGCAGCCCCGCCCGCCUCGCCCAGGAGGAAAACCCACCUUGCUGUUCUCCGCCGCGCCGGGUAUUGGAUAUUUUUUGUGGCAAUCAGCGCCGUGUCCUCCGCCAGCCGCCUGCAACACGUGACGCACACACACGCUGGUACAAGUGCUGUGACUGAAGUGAUUACCCGAGGUGCCGUUACGCUGGAGAGUUAUUUACUACACGACUACCGAAACUUCUGCCUGAAUCAACUGGUGGCGGUGGUGGUGGUCGUGCUAGUGGUGGUGGUGUUGGUAGUGCCGCUGAAUGUGGCGGUGAUGACAACGCGGCUGGGAUGUUGACGCUCUCCCCGACGGCCUGGUGCAUGAAAGGCCUCGCGGCGAUCAUGGGCACCAGCUCGCAACACUUCUCGUCGCCCUAGUCGGUGACGCAACGCGACUGUACCUCAGUGUGUCAAUUGGUGCUUUCAGUGUUGAUAGUGGUGCUAUUGCUGUUGUUGUUGGUGGUGCUCGUGUGGUGGUGGUGAUUGCUAUUGUGGUGGCCGUGGUGGCGAGUACUGUAGUCAGGCGUCUUCACGCCCUGCCCACACCCCCUCUGGAGUUACCACCGCUCGACUCUUCGCCUUCAUCAUGAGCUCCGAUAUGUGCGACUUCCAAGACAUGUGGCAGGACAUCGAGACGGUGCUCCUGGGGGAUACCGAGCACGUCACCUACCACCAGGAGGCUCUCGCCCCUCCUACCACCACCUCCACAACGUCCUCCUCCUCCACGACCAUCUUUUCUCCUUCCUCCCUGCCUGAGAUGCCCUCCAUCUUGCAUCAAGCGUUGGUGGCUUCCCCUUCUCCCCGGCCGCACUCCAUCCACUACUCGUCCUCCUACUGCCCCCCUGGUGAGCACAUGAUGAGCGGCAUGGGGGGCGAUGAGAGUCAGGGCGGCUACCAUGUGCCUAGCGACGACAGGCACCACUACCGAGGCGCUUCCCCUGCCACUCCCAUGGACACCCACUACCCGGGCCAGUACGCCUCACCCUACCACUCCUACAUAGAGACUCUGGAUGUGGAGGCCCAUGUAGAAGAGGUCAGUCGGCCGCAGUAUACCGCGAGCGUGAUAGACGGACCCGCCAUGAUAGAGGCAGAAGAAGAAUUCGUGGACCUGGAUGCUCUGGUAAAGGAGGCAGCCGAAGGUCACUACUGCGGUGACCCCAACUCCGCUCCGCCACCCCGCCAGGACCCACCCCAGCAGUUCCAGUUCCCGACCCUCGAGGCGCCUGCCAAGCUGCCAUCCAUCACACUCCUGCAGCCUCGCGCCCUCACCUCCACCACGUUCAGCACCACCCUGCCGCCUGUGUCCGCCGUCAUCAACGCCCAACACCAGAUGCACCAAAACCAAACAGGGGAGGGCGUUGCUGCAACGAUUUGUGCCCCGACAGCCCACACUGCCCAGCGGCCGCCGGGCAUCCAGGGCGUAACACAGGUCACGUACACGCACGGCCAGAUGUCUCCUCCCGCCUCACCCGACAAUGAAGAGCUGCCCCCAGGCGUGCGAGUGUCGGGCUGUGUGACCCACAUGGCGGGAAGCGCGCCCCUCAACACUCAAGCAAUCGCAAACCAGACUCUACAGACUCUUGUGAAGGUCAUGACGCCACCCUCCUCCCCAAACCUAUCCGAGCUGCUCUCCACACCAGUGACCACGGCCCCUUCCUGUCAGGCGCUCACUCUUACAGACUCGGACCGCAGCAAGCAAACGAACCGUGAGCCGCCGGCACCACCCCCGCCAGAUGAACCCGAGCCCAAGGUGACAAAGAAACCCACAGGGAGGAAGAAGAUCACGGCCCACACCUGCCAACACCCGGGCUGCCACAAAACCUACACCAAGUCGUCGCAUCUAAAGGCGCACCUGCGGACCCACACGGGGGAGAAGCCGUACAUGUGCCACUGGAAGGGAUGCGGCUGGAAGUUCGCGCGGUCCGAUGAACUGACUCGACAUCUUCGCAAGCACACGGGAGACCGACCCUUCCAGUGCAGGUUAUGCGAGCGCGCCUUCUCCCGUUCUGACCACCUCAGUCUUCACAUGAAGCGGCACGUGAGUGUGUAGCCACCUGCACGCCCACACGCCCACGCUGUAUAUACUUAUUCGGUGUACAAAGGUUAGGGGGCGACACCCUGGCCUGACCCAAGUUACCAGGAGACCCCUACCACCGCCCUCCCGCUCCGCCCCGCCCCUCCCCGCCCCGCCCACACAUACGCCCAACCUUGCCCCUACCCUGCCUUGUCCCGCUCGGCUACCCAUUAUCAUUUAAGGAGACUCGGUACACUUAGCGGUGAUGACUGGGAUGGGGAAUCAAGUAUUGCACGAAAUAAAGCGAAUCAUGUCACUCCACCUGGCCUAACUACACUCACUUUGUCUCGUGUUCCCAGCCCACACUUUCCCUGCACUUUACUCAAAAACCACGCACAUCGUCAACAUCCAAUAUAACCAUAACAUAAUCCUACGUUUUCCUUCUCCUCCUCCUCCUCCUCCUCCUCCUCACUCUUCUCUUACUUUUCAUUCUUCUGUCUCCCCGAUCCAUUCCUUCUCUUCUUCACCAAACUCUUCGUUCUCCUCUCACGCCAGUUUCCACCUCCUCGCACACUAGCGCAACCACGCCGGGCACUCAGCGCGGCGUGCCUCCCCCGCUGUGUCACCAUAAACACACACACUCAAACUAAAUCAACAAAAGCAAAACUAAAGCUAAGAGCAAGUUGCCGCCGCGGUACACUGCUUGCACCACAGGUCAAGUGGAACAGCAGACAAGGUUAAUUGAAAGGGGAAGAAAAAUUUAGGUGUCCGUCAUACACACACACACACACACACACACACACACACACACACACACACACACACACUGAGAGGGCAGGUCAGAUGGGAGUAUGGGAGUAUUCACCCGAGGAUUCACGCUCUCGUCGUUCCUCGCACGCGUCGAGGAACGAACGCCCAGGGUGGGGACGAAUGUGUAAAGCUGCUGACGACCAGGGGAACUGUUGUCGGCGUUGCUUCACGGGAGCGUAGAGUCUAGAGUCUACUAUUGCAACUUAGUUUUACCGUGUAUAUUAGAAAGACACUGUUUGCUCACAGAGUGCCAUAGUAAAACAUUUAUCAGAAUAUAUUAUAUAGAGUGAACGACUUCGUGCUAUUUCCUCUCUCUUUAGUCACAUGUACAACAUAGAUUAUAAAUAAAAUCUAAAAGAUAUACAAACGUACGAGUAGAAUUACAGAGCAUAAGCCUGGACGUGACUACACUUUCAGGACUUAGUCAGCAGCUUUUUAUAUUAAGAGAAAAAUUAUAUUACCCUGAAACGAGAAAACUAGUCCGGGUGCCAUCCCUCGUGGGCCUUAUGGCGAGUGUCCCUAAGGGUUAGUUUGCUCCACGCCAAUGCCAUAUGCCUGAAGGGGAGAAAGGCUGUGGGAGGAGGAGGAGGGAGAGAAGUGGUAGAAGGAAGGGAGAGGGCCAUGACACGCACGGCCUUUCUUCUCAUUCCUUCCCUCUUUCCCAUCCCCCUUAUCGCCUCCCUUCAUCCCCCACCCCGUAAUUCCCGGAGCUACUGUUUCAUUAGGGUAAUGGACGGCCACAAGAGUGAGGACUCCCCCGGGCACUCCCACCCGAUAUGACCCCACGCGAGGCGCGGCAGACACGCCACACCCUGGCCUGCCUCGCACAUCCCCCGCACACCCUCGGUACCGCUGCCUUCCUCUCCUGUCCUCUGUAUCUCGUCUUAAUUAGGAAAUAAAAUCCACAUCCACAGGAGGAGGAGGAGGAGGAGGAAGAUAAGUAAGAGGAGGAAGAGGAAUAUCAGGAGGAGCAUCAGGCAGAUCUGAAGGAAAAACACACCAACUCGUUUAUCAAGUCCUGCACACUGACAGGAUGACCCAGGCGCCCAGUAGCUCGCGGGCUUGUGUGGGAGCGGACGGGCAUGUGCGUGCGUGCGAACGUGUGUGCGCUCAUGUGUGGGCGGUGCGGGAAAACCUGGCUAUUGGAGACGUAGGAGUAGGAGGAGAUAUUGGAGAGCAAAUAAUUAGGGGGAUUCCUCCGCGCUCUAGUUUGACUCAUUAGACUCAUAGUUCAUAAUGAUUACUAAGUGUUGUGUUGUGGUGUUCCCGCCGCCGCCGCCGCCCCCGCCUCUGCGAGGACAAGAAUGCAGGGCAGGACGGGUCUGGCGGCUCCCUCGGCGGGUGUUCCAGCGGGACACACCUGUAUGUCAGUUAAGGUGCUUGUGUUCUCGGACCGACGUGAGGUCAGAUGUAUAUAUCAUGUCCACUUUGUGUUUCUUACUUUAGAGAGAAAAGACUUAUUCCAGAUAUGUUUUCAUUCGUUUAUCGAGUGUGUGUGUGUGUGUGUGUGUGUGUGUGUGUGUGUGUGUGUGUGUGUGUGUGUGUGUGUGUGUGUGUGUGUGUUAGGGUGCGUGUGUGGUGCGUGCGUGCGUGCGUGCGUGCGUGUGUGCAUGCAUGCAUGCGAGCACGUGUGUGCGAGUGCCUGCGUGCACCACGGCGACGGACAGACUGUACGUGGAGCAAUGGACGGGGUGAGGAGCCUCGCCGCCAUCUGUAUCUCAAAUGUAGAAUUAAUUUUGACAAUAUCAAUAUCUUUUUCCUCCCCGCCCCUUGCCUUCCAUGCUUCUCCGGAAGCUGCUAGAGGCUAUGCAGGGAGUGACGGGGCGGGGAGGGGCGGGGCGGGGCAAGAUGAAGACUAGUUACCGAGGCGUCUAUAUCCAGUUGUGGAGCAAGGGUCCCGCGCCGCGGGGUCUGCGAGGCGCCAGACAUGUACCGCCUCACCAACAAGGGCUCAAAGGUCACCUGCCCAGGAGUGACACCGGACCAGACCCUCCUGGCGGGGCGCCGAGCCGAGCCACGCCCGGCCGCCUAGGGACUUCAACACCGCCUCCCCAUGACCCGGACGCCCAGCCACCCUUCCGCUGCAGCCACACAGGUGCCCAGCGUCCAUCUGCUCCCUGACGCCCUCAAGCCUCAGUGGGCGGACAUCCCCACCGGGAGCCUCACAGGGUCACGAGGUCCUACAUUCUCCCUUCACCAGGCCUCUUUGUCGCCCAUAAAGGAUACAACAACCUCUGGUAGUCCUUAAGCACAUUCAUGAGUGAAUUAGUGUUCAUUAACCCUUUGCCCCCCUAGAGGUUCUGAGGGCGGGGCAGGGGCGGUGAACCCCCUCCUCGGGCGGCAAGCCUGACAAUAAAGCCUAUCGGCCGCGGGGAGAUAGUCUGCUAGCCCGGAACACAAUAAUAACACUGACAAUAACCAGCGGCGCCUCAGCCCUGCCCCGGCCCUUGUGAUACUAGUCCUUAAUGAAGUGCAUUGUGGGUAGCGUAGUGUGUAGUGCUCGCUCGCCCUCACGUCAGUCUAAUGUUCGCUUGUAUCUCGUGCUCAUUCAUUUACUGCAGUUAAAACUGUCAAAAAUAGAAAUAUAAUCAAGAUUAAGGUUUUUAACAAUUUAUCUUCCUGCUUCGCCAUCUCCUGGAUGGCCCUGCCGGGCGGGCGGCACCGCACUGCUGCUGACGAUAAUGGUGACAAUGAUAAUGAUAAUAUGCGGGGGAGGGGUGCCUCCCUUGUAUCACUGGCACCCCUUCCCGCCUGGCCGCCUCUUGGUCCAGGACAAAAGCCACAUCGAGUCAUAAUCUAAGUAUCCUUACAAAAGAAAACAACAAUAAUGGUAGUAACGAGAGUUCAGGAGCCCAGCCGUGCCGCCCCCCGCUCGCCGGUGCCUCCCCACUCCGGUACCUGAUGACGCGGCCACCAGCACAGCAUGGAGCCCUAGCGUCUGUCUGUCUGUCUGUCUGUCUGUCUGUCUGUCCGUCUGUUUGUGUUUCCUACAUUUUAUCUGUUCGUUCUUGUCCUUCAUUCUCGGUUUAUAUUCUCAUGACGUCAUGUGUUUUAAACUUCUGUCUCGUGCAAUGAUGUCGGUUGUAACUUUAAUAAUUUAUGAAUGAGAUUUAUAUAAAUAUAAAUAUAAAUAUAUAUAUACAUAUACGUUCGUGUGUAUUCCUUGAGGUGGGGACAUGAGUGUGUGUAUGUAAGACUGUCGGUCCCCGGAGAUAUGAACGUAACCAUGUAUUUUCUCUCCCUCUCUGUGUGUGUAACAAAACAAGAUGAGGCUGAUGGUGUAGUGAGAGGCAAGAUAAGGCAAACAAUAAAAAGCUACACGAUCAGGGUAGCUGACGUGGCCAUUACUUAGAUUCUCCUUUCCCCUUCCUCGAUCCCUCUCACGCACUCCCCAAGCAAACCAAACCAACAGUACUAUUCACUCACUCAACACAAUCUUUAGAAGUUAAAUGGAGAAGAUGUCAGAUAAAGUCCCAUAAAUACACCCAACAGAUUCCAAAGUGUCUUCACAACCUGAUAAUCACAAUAAUUAGUCUUACUUUUAUGACCUGCAUCCUUUCCUCCUGCAGAAGAAAGGAGUGAGGGGAAAAGAGAGGGAGAGGGCAAGAGGGAGAAAAAAGUAACAAGAGAGAGGGAAGAGAUUUUUUUUUUUUUCCUGCUUCAUAUAACUUGUAGCCAUAACUUGACACUCGAUGCAAACCACUUGAUUGACAACAAGGCUUUUUAAGUAGUUACAUUAAUAUCUUGACUUUCUCUCUCUCUCUCUCUCUCUCUCUCUCUCUCUCUCUCUCUCUCUCUCUCUCUCUCUCAUUCAACGGUCUAUCAUGUCUACCUGGUUACUUAUCUACUUACUGACACUCACUACUUAUGAAACUAUCUAUCUAUCUAUCUAUCUAUCUAUCUUUAGCUAGUAUCUAUCCGUUUUUCUAUCUUGCUAUUCAUUAAUCAGUCUGUCUGUCUGUCUCUCUCUCUCUCUCUCUCUCUCUCUCUCUCUCUCUCUGAACACCUGUCUGUCUAUUUAUCUCAUGCUACAUAAAAGUAACCCCAUAACAUGGUCCAAAUCUCAACUACCAUUACCAUUACCACCUCGUCCUCCAUUACAAAAAUAACAAAAAUAUAAAAAAAAAGAAACAUUCGCUGUAAGAGACUCUAAUAAAAUAAUAAAAUAAUACUUGUUUAUUUUUUAUAA